Neltuma alba is the source of this 621-nucleotide messenger RNA. Its product is annotated as putative expansin-A17. Gene Ontology annotation, biological process: plant-type cell wall organization. The coding region runs from base 1 to 621 and encodes 206 amino acids. The transcript is spliced from 3 exons. Gene Ontology annotation, cellular component: extracellular region. The record is from RefSeq and is a predicted model, not a curated record. NCBI's taxonomy places the organism in Eukaryota, Viridiplantae, Streptophyta, Magnoliopsida, Fabales, Fabaceae.
AUGGAAAAGCUAGUAUUGAGUGUUGUGCUAUUGUUGGUUGGGUUAUCCACCUCUCAGCUAAGAACAGCAGCCGGUGCCGGCUGGCUGCAAGCACAUGCAACUUUCUAUGGAGGAAGCGACGCCUCUGGCACAAUGGGAGGUGCAUGUGGUUAUGGGAAUCUAUACACGGAUGGCUACGGGACAAAAACGGCAGCGUUAAGCACAGCUCUGUUCAACGACGGGAAGGCGUGCGGUGGGUGCUAUCAGAUAGUGUGUGACGCAACGCAAGCGCCACAGUGGUGCCUGAGAGGGACUCACAUCACAAUCACUGCCACAAAUUUCUGUCCUCCAAACUUCGCUCUCCCCAACGACAAUGGAGGUUGGUGCAAUCCUCCCAGACCUCAUUUUGAUAUGUCUCAGCCUGCUUUCGAGACCAUCGCCAAGUACAGGGCCGGAAUCGUUCCCGUUUUCUUCAGACGGAAGGUUGAUGUGGUAUUUAUAGAAGAUACUCCAGGAGGAAGAAAGAAAGGAAGAGAAAAAAGAAGCAGUUCAACUACAAAUGAUGGAGGCCUGGAAUAUGCUCCUUUCAUGUUGCAAAUUCAACCAUCUCAAACUCAAGUGCAAUUCGCUGAUAUUGCCUAA